Molecule: messenger RNA, 2802 nt
Organism: Sycon ciliatum
Lineage: Eukaryota; Metazoa; Porifera; Calcarea; Leucosolenida; Sycettidae
Exons: 19
Coding region: 143-2074 (643 amino acids)
Cellular component (GO): nucleus
Molecular function (GO): exonuclease activity; nucleic acid binding
Source: RefSeq, a predicted model, not a curated record
UGAUCUGUUUUGAAAAUAAUCUGUAUGUAGAAGAGCUCUUUCAAAUAUUUCUUCAGAAUGCAGUGGAGUUUCACGAGGCCAUCAGUGAUUUCUUCUCUCUUGGACGUUGCAGUGUUGCUCCUGACGGAGUUGUGAUUCAACAAUGGGAAAGAGGAAACGAAAACAACAAGCUAAAAGCGAGCAGGCAGAGAAAAUGAAGAAAGUGGAGAAAGAUGCGGCGGCUGCUGCUGCAAAGGAUGGUGGAGGUAGUGGUGCUGCUGGUGCCACUGCUACUGCCGCUGCGUCCAGCGUUCCCGUUUUGACCAACAAGACCCAGUGGUGUUUUUCCAAGCGAGGGCCGCGCAAGGGUGGCACGUCUUUCCGCCUUGCAGACAUGCAGGAUGUGGUCCUACGCGGCAUAGGCUUUGACAAGUUCCGCAAUCCGGUAUGUUGCGAGCUGACCAAUGCGGAGGCGAUUCCCAGAGUGGCCAUCGUGAUGCUGUCGUCCAUGACCACAGCGUUGUAUGCCCGCGUCGGCGCACAGUUCACCAAGUGCAAGCCCUUCUUGGAUGGAAAUUCAUAUCCGUUGCAGACGCCAGGCAGGGACAACUUUGUCGUACAGGACCUGGCCAAGUCAUUCCUAGAAAUCAAGAUUACGCCGGAAGAGAGAUGCGUAGUGGAGAAGGUCUUGCCCCCGGAGAUGAUCAAGAUCUACUGCUCUGCUAACCCGAUGUCGUUCACACUGACACUGAAGGACAUGAACUGGUACCGCUAUCCACUUCGGUCCGACUGGCAUAUCAAAGAGACCGGUGCCUUCUACGAGAGUGAACACCUUCAUGAUGAGUUCUUCUUCAUCCCGGAACGUGAUGUAACGAAGACAAGUGCCGAGCCAUCCAACGCGGACAGUGACUCGUCACCCAGUCCAACAUCAGAAUGUAGACCUGAGGGCAGUACGGCCAAUGUGGCAGGCAGUGUUGAAGAGGAAGGGUUGGAUCAGCCUCGGCGGCGUAUGUUUGCCAUCGACUGUGAAAUGUGCAAGACGGCUGAGGAGUAUGCUCUAACCAGUAUUUCCGUGGUGGAUGAGAACCUGACGUGUAUCUACCAGACACUAGUCAAGCCCUAUGCCCCUAUCAUUGACUAUGUCACAGAGUUCAGUGGUAUAACUGAGGAGAUGUUGAGUGACGUGACUACUCGCUUGGAGGAUGUACAGCAGAAGCUAGCAGAGAUCAUACCUCACGAUGCUAUUCUUGUCGGUCAUUCUCUGGAGAACGAUCUCACUGCUCUCAAGAUGACUCAUCGUCACAUUAUCGACACCUCAGUCCUCUUCGCUCAGGGUGGCUGCAAACAGAAGCUAAAGAAGUUAGCCAGAAUUAUACUUGGUCUCACCAUCCAGGAGGAUGAGGGUGGGCAUGACCCAACAGAAGACGCUGUUGCCACAAUGCGCCUAGCACAGUUUUUUCUCAAUGAAGGCCACAAAAACACUAGAUAUCAGCCAGGAGUAAGCAUGUUUGCUCUUGCCGAUGUGUCCAAGAAAACAGGCGCUGUUGUUGAUCUACCCAUGGCUUGUGCUAAGGAGUGCCGUGGUGAAGCAAAGGGCUACAGUGUACUUGAGGAUAAGGAGGGCGCGAUAAAGGCUGUCAAAGCGUUGUCGUCAACGGACUUUCUAUGGCUUCGCUUGAGCAACCUUCAGAGAGUCAUUUCCGGACGUCCUCCGUUGGACUGGGACACUGUAACGGAGAUCGAUGAGCUAAUGACUGCAGUGAAGUCAUUGGAUGACAACCUCUACGCAAUCUACUCAGCUCUGCCCCAGCAUUCACUGCUGAUGGUCUUGUUCGAUCACGGUGACAUUCGCGAAUUGGGCAUGCAUAAGCAAGCUCACCCCGGCGACCUGGCUGGCUAUGAAGCCAAGGUGAAGCGCUGUCGUACUAGCAUGUUCUUUGCCUGCCUGAAGGAAGGUGCUGCUGAUGACGAUGAUGAAGAAGAGACUGACGAAUACACCACUGGUAGCGCCACUUCAGCAACACGAUCUUCAGUGUCGGAACGCCCAGCGUCCGUCACAUCUGAUGGGGAUAAGGAGCGCAAGCACUCUAGUUAGAACUACACACACCCCUCAGCAGCAGCACCGCCAUGACAGGUAUACUCAGUGACUAGUCGCAAGACCUGCUAUGCAUGAACCACCACCGGCCAUGACACUGACUGCGGCACGACGGCAGUGGAUUAUCAAGAAGAUUCCUCCAAAGGCUUGUUGUUGUUUUUGCUGUUGUGUGCAUGUAUAUCUCUUGACAUGUGGUGUAGAGGUCUAUCACCACACAAUGAAUGGUGCUGCUGCUGCUGCUGCUCUCAGUACAUUCUGUAAAUAGUUGUAAUCCAGUAAGUAAUCCAUGCCACCGCCGCCACCACUGCCGCCGUCCUUCCUGCUAGUUUCUUUUUCCUCUCUGCAGCCGUUCCUUGCUCUCUGCAGGGUUGCCAAUGCAUUGUACCAUACUAUGCGUUUGGAUUUGUUUUCAUUGCCGCCGCCUGACUGCAUUUUGUUUUUACAGACCUUUCUUGGUUUCCUCCGGACAGAUUGUUGUUGUGUUGUUGUUGUCAGUGUCGCCAUUGUCAACAUUCGUUGUCGUCAUUUGUUGUCGUCAUCGUUGUUGCUGGUGGUGUUGCUACAACAGUCGCCACUGGUAUCACACCAUGCCCACUACUACUGCUCUCCGGGUCCACGAGUAGUUGUUUAUAAAAUCUUUUUGUAAAUUUGAUCCUUGUAAUGUCGUUUAAAAUAGUUUGUACAUUUUUUGAAUACAGAUGAUAAUUAUGUGGCCGCUGUACAAACUA